GCGCCUGGGGCGACGCGCCGCACCGGACCCAGCAGCAGCAGCGGCAAGCUUGGGUGUGAGCCCGGGGGCCGCUUUGCCCACCGUCCCGCCGGUCCCAGCCGUCGCUAGGGGGUCCGCGGGCCCUGCGGCAACCCUCGGUACAGACGCUGGGCGGGCGGCGACACCUGGCCCAUGGCCCCCCCGGCGGCUCAGUCUUACUUGGCCGUCAGGGCCUCAAGCCCCGCCGCGGCCCCCACCUCAUACGGCGUCUUCUGCAAGGGGCUCUCCCGCACCCUGCUCGCCUUCUUCGAGCUGGCCUGGCAGCUGCGCAUGAACUUCCCGUACUUCUACGUCGCGGGCUCGGUGAUCCUCAACAUCCGACUGCAGGUACACAUUUAGAGUCGUGACUAAGCUAACGGCCUCAGGGGCUAGCAUAAUGGCCUACUCCCAGGGUCCCUUGCAGCGCGGCGGAGCAGCGAAUGGCGAGGCCCACAGUCUCGCGUUAGUGCUCAGGCGCUGUUCGCGGCUGCUUUCUUCGCUACAAGCAGAGCUCCUCUUGGGGCCGCCGAGAGCCUACAAUUCCUAAAAAGAAAAUACGCGAUUCCGGAAACAGAACUGCAGUUAAGACCCUCGAAAAGAUCUAAGGAAGUGUGCAUCCUAAAACACCUGACGAAUUUGAGGACGUGACAAAGCGCAGAGGUUGCAUUAUUUCAAAACAAAACAGAAGGCUAAAAUUUUCAGGAAAAAGCAAAUCAGUAAACCGUGAGUACUGGAGUGGAUUGUAAGAUUUGAAUGAGUAAGAGCUGAAAGUAUUAAGACUGUGAUAUAGAAGGUACAUACUUCUUCAUCCCACAAGAGAAAAUAAUAAUAAUCAGAAACUUUCAGUGAAAAAAAGCAAAACUGUACAGGAAAAGCAUCCUCCAAAUACCAGACAAAAUGCUGCAAGCUUUUGAACUAUUGGCGACAGUGUGAGAAAAUGGGCUCUAUUGCAAUGCUCCUGUGGCAGGACGUGGAUCGAGGCUUGGAACCGCAGAAAAGGAAAUCCCAUAGUAGCACAAAGCUUGACUGUUCAGUGAAUAACAUUUGAAUAAUCGUAAAAUACAAAUGUUUAUGUUUUUUAUUGUUUAAGGGCAUAAUUAUGGUUACAAAGUGGAAUGCAAAUGUUAUUUACCAUAUUUUAAAAAGAGAGCAGGAAAUACAGGUAGGAAUAUUGAAGGAGGACGGCGGAAAUAAAUGAAAUGGUGGUUCUGUCCUUACAAAGUCGGAACUUGAAAGGUACUGUCUGUUGUUACAGGGUAGCCAUAAAGUUUGUAAAACGGUAAAAUAUUAAAGAGGGAGAGUGGUAGGGGAGAACAGUAUGAAGUCAACAGGAAAUGCCUAAAGAUGGAGAGCUCGGGUAGAAUAUUUCAAAUAAUAAAAAUUGAUAGAGUACCUGGUGUAUUUGAAUACAGCCUAGAGAGCUUUCAUUUUUCCACAGAGAGGGGAUAAAUUAGUGAUUGCAUAUUUUUCAAAAUUAAGAAAACAGAACAUGUAAUUUUGAACCCUGAGAAAAAUAAAAAUUUAAAAACUACACUGUAUACCUCAACUAUGAACAAUACUAGUCAUGUAAAGUCUGUCAUAAUUAUGUGAAUACUGAAUACUGAUUUUACAACAAAUGAUUCUACAACCGGGAGGAUGGAAGAGAAGAGAGAUGUGUGUGUGUAAUGGUGGUAAGCCAAUCAAGAUCUGAUAUAGAAAAGUACAGGAAAAGUAGUAUACACAUGUUUUUUUCAGAUUUAAAAAAAAAACUAUAAUAAUAAACCACUAAGAGUGGUAAAGUUUUAAAUCAAGAUCUGAUACAGAAAAGUGCAGUAAAAGUAGCAUACACAUGUUUUUUCAGAAAAAAAUAAUAAACCACUAAGAAGGGUAAAGUUUUAAACUAGAUGCAGUGUUCUAUAUUCCACUCAGUGUGCCCAGCGAACAGUUAGUUGUUCUAUGUCUUUAAGUAGUAAGUAUCUUGCCCCCUCCAACACCAGGUCUGGCCUUGGGUAAUUGUUCUUUCUAGUCUUUAUUCUUUGUCUCCAGCCAAACUCCACUUGGGCAUAUUCUCUUUUUUGCCUUUUCUACCUGAAGAUACUCUGUUUCAAAGCUAAGCUUAGAUGGCACUUUUUCCUUUAAAUUUUUCCUGGAUUCCACUGACCAUGUAGGAGCUCACUUCUUUUAAUCCAUAAGGCCAUUUUCAUAGGUUGCCUUAUUUUUCUCUAAUUGUGCAUCAGCUAUCUGUUUUAUAUACUCAAGACAGGUUUCCUAGACUGCGAUAAGCCAAAACAUUUUAAUCUAAAAUAUCAGAAGUGUAGUUUAAUAAAUGAAAUAGUAAUACCAAGGGAUUUAGAAUGGUGAACAUCACUGUUUCCCAGAGCACUAAUGUCCCAAUUUGUAAAACAAAAGACUGUCUAGUCUUAAUCCUGAAAUGGUGACAGAGUAGGAUGCUCCAUUUGGGUGACUAUGUGAACAUGUUCCUACAACUUUUUUCCUCACAUCAGUCAUUUGUUAAACCGAAGAAACAGACUUUGUAUUUAUUAUAUCCUCCAACAUAAUUGGCAACUCUUUGAGGGAAGACACUAUAUCCUAUUCACUUUUACACCCUGUAGUAACAGUAUGUGUGUGUAUUGUAUAUAUACAUAUAUGUACAUAUACAUAUAUAAAUGUAAGUAGUAACUAUAUAUGUACACAGUUACCACUUACAUACUAUAUAUGUAUACAGUUACAGCUUACAUUUACCUCCUAAUAUAUUUGCAUAUUUACAUAAAUGUAAAUAUGUGAUUUUUACAUUUUAAAUAUGCAAAAAUUGUGAAUAUGCAUGUAUAUUAUUUACAUAAAUAUGCAUAUAUAAGGAGGUAAAUGUAAGCUCUGUGGUUUAUCAUUUUUUCAUAAUUGCUCUUAAUUCUUGAGGUAUACUUUGCCUCCUACAUGUUGCAAUUCAGUGAAAUUCUCAGGAGACAAAACAAGAUUUUGACCUGAACAAACCAGUUAUUGUUGUAAUUCACAAGUGAGUUUAUUCUUCCUGGCACACUUUCAGGUAAUAUCCAUUAGGCCAAGGAUUUUGUUUGUUCACUGUUCUAUCCCCAAGCCUAGAGCAUUGCCCAGUGCGGAAUAGCUAAUAAAUAUUGUUGGAUGGAUAGAUGAAUGGCAAUUUGGUUGGUAUGCUCUACAUAGCAGUCAAUAAAGGAAACAGAUAUUUGUCCCUGAUAAUAAGAUGAUUCACUUUAUUGCCCAUAAAUUGGGUUUUUUCAGACCAUCAUGCACAUUGAUUGUUCCAGAGAUUCCUCAAGCAUGAAAAAGCAGAGACAUAGGUGGCAUAAUUAUUAUCAGUAAAUACAAAACUUAAGAAAUAUAGCUGACAAAAAAAAAGAGUAAUGAUGUGUUACAGUUUAUUUUAGCUAUAAAAGGAAAAUAGUGAACAUAGCAACGUAUGUAACCUAAGGGAUAGAGGAAAAGUUUUUUUUUUUUUUUUAAUUCUAUGUAAAAAUACAUGUGGUGACAAACAGCAUAUCAUUACCAUCAGCAUCAUUUAAAAAGUAUAUUGAGUUUUUAAUACCAGAAACUAUGAAAAAGUGUUUAUAUACAUGAGCUCCAUAAUUCUCACAUAUACCCUGUGAGGAAAACAUUUUUAUCAUUUUUCAAAGAAGCAAACGGAUUUAGAGAGGUUAAGUAACUUCCUAAGGUCAUAGUAACCAACCAGACCUCAAAUGAAUCUCCAGUAAUUCCUAAAGAUGUAUUUCAUAAGGAGUUCAAUUUUCUUAAAUGUGUAGAUAAUUACAGAUAAUCCUGUUUCUCAAAUUUCUGGACAGAAAUAUUACCUGGGUAAUAGUUACUUUUUUUAACGUAACUAUUGAGGGUCUUUCAUAUUAAAAUAUAAAUAUUUAACAUGAUUUGUUAUGUAAGUUCAAGUAUUUUAUACUCUCUGCAGCCUUAAAUCUAUUGGCUUAUUUUAUUAGACGGUGGUGAGAUUGAGGGAUAUGGGAGCAAAGGGAGAGAGAGAAAAGGACAUUGUCCUCAGAAUGGAAGGAAAACACUUUUCUUUGCUACCCAGAGUAGAGAUCAGACAAUCUUAAAUUUGAGGCCAUGUCUGUUCCUGUCCUGAGAAUCCCUAACCCAAUUUUGUUAGAAAAUCUUGUAGUUUGCUUUUAACGAGUGAUCCUUCUGGCAGGACAUCAAUAGCUUUUGAUAGAGUCAAGAAGAAAAUAAAGUUACAUGCAGAAGCAUAAAGGAGUAGGAUGAAAGUUGAGGAAUACAGGGACAAAAGAUGAGGGAUAGGAAUAUCCUAAUACUUGGAAGUUUGAGCAUGGAAAGUAGUCUAAAGACUAGAUUUGGGAAGUUCCAAGAAAAUGGGCCAAGGAAAGAACCUCUGCAAGAACUAUGAGAAUUCCCAAUAAUUGGGUUGGAUUGAUUCAUGUUAAUCUAUUACUUGGGUUACCUUGAGUGCAGGGAUUCUUCAUGCAGUUUUAACACUUGUACUAUGGUCUGAAUGUGCCCCCCAAAAAUUCACAUACUGGCAUUCUAACCCCCAAAGUGAUGAUCUUAGGAGAUGGGGCCUUUGGAAGGUGAUCAGGUCAUAAAGAUGAAACCCUCAUGAAUGGAAUUAAUGCCCUUAUAAAGGAGACCCCAAAAUAAUUCCCUUACCCCUUUUGCCAUGUAAGAUUAUAGGGAAAAGUCAUCUAUGAACAAGGAAAUGAACCCUUGCCAGAUAUCAAAUUUGUGAAUGCCUGGAUCUUAGACUUCCCAGCCUCUAGAAUUGUAAGAAGUACAUUUCUGUUGUUUAUAAGCA
Messenger RNA from Piliocolobus tephrosceles (Ugandan red Colobus), 4786 nucleotides. It is a transcript of the gene SMIM10L1, whose product is annotated as small integral membrane protein 10 like 1. Lineage: Eukaryota; Metazoa; Chordata; Mammalia; Primates; Cercopithecidae. Bases 172 to 378 code for a protein of 68 amino acids. The record is from RefSeq and is a predicted model, not a curated record. The transcript has a single exon.